AUGAGAGUUCAUCAAAUAAUAACUGGUUCUUGCAAUGGUGACUACUCACACAUUUCUCAAGCGAAAGUACGGGGUUCUAAUUAUAUUGUGUAUGCCAGUGGAUGUGAUAUAGUUAUUUUGAAUGAAUCUUUUUGCCGUAGUCAGGUAAUUUCAGGGGGUGAAUUGGGAAGUUCUGUAGUCACGGCUGUCAGUUUCAAUCAUUGGGAUGGAAAGAUUGCUGUCGCUAAUGCUAAGGGAAUAUAUGUCUACGUCCCACAGGCAACAACAGAAGGUCUGCUAACCAAUUCAUCGAAACUACUCUGGAGGUUUUCAAGCCACAUACCAUUACCUUCUAAAUCUGAGGUGGUUUGUCUUUGUUGGUCGCAUAGACCAUGUUUUGAAUUUCCAAAUUUUGGCCUACUGGCUGGUCUUGAAGAUGGACAACUAUGCAUGUGGAGAUCUGAUACAGUCAGCAAUGUUGUUCAUUCCACUCCUCGUUUUCACAUUGGAACUGAUUUGAUAGAUUUACAGUGUGAAACAGACUCAGGUGGCUUGGUAAAUUCAACACUGGAUACACAGUCAGAAUGGAGAGUUGUAUGGCGUCAUCAAACGAAAGGUACUCCGCUACAAAUUGAUUUCAGUACUGAUGGUUUAUAUUUUGCCAGUAUAAUUAAAUGCAAUGAACCAAAUAAUAAUCAUGGGAUUAAAUUCAGUAAUAUCAUGCAUGUAUGGUUUCAUGAUCCUUGUUUUGCAAUCAAUCCUUUGAAAAGUCAUAAUGAAGGAGAGUUUCAAAUGACAGAAAAUUGGGAACCGAUUCACCUACCGCAUCCUUGUGAUGUUUAUUCAUUUAGUUGGCGUCGUACAAGUCGAUAUCUUCCGAGUGGUUGGAUCCCGAAUGUAUUACUCACCGCUGGUGAAGAUAACCUAUGUCGUGUAUGGGUGGAAGUUACUCAUCCUCCACCGAGCUAUUCUUCAUUAUCAAAUACUCCACACUUGUUUGGAUCGACUCAGAUGAGAAAUGACUCAGAUAUUCCAAUUUCUUCCAAAGUCAAAUUACGAAUACCUCAAGGUGGUGUUAUAGAUACAGAAGUGAAGUACAAAACAACCAGUGAAUCAAGUAAAGAGAUGAAUGGAUCUCAUGGAUUACCAUCUUCAUUGUCCUCAUGUGAAAAUUAUAUCACUGUAGAAUUACCUGACUGCUUCUUGAAACAUCCUCUUUUAAAGCAUUUUCUAGAUCUAUGGUUAACUGAUCCAUUGUCAAAAAUUCAAGUAGAUUAUCAAGGAACAACAGCUAAUAAUAAUGACGCUGGUGGAAAGUUGAAUUUUCCUGCCAAUCCAUCUUUUCCGCAAUUUACAUUUACCACCUCUUUACCGCUGGAUAAUUUUCCUGAAAUUAGUUCACUUCAUAGUACUACUACUACUACUACUACGACGACGACGACUUCUUCAAAUAGAUCACAAAUUGGUCGAUUUACUACUCAUUGGUUCAAUAAUAAAGAAUAUCGUUUCAAUACGCAAUUAGAAUUAUUUAUGAUGGAUGCAAUAUCUCGGAUUCUAGCAAUACCUGUGCAUAUUUCAUGUGAUAACACGGCUUCUUCUUCUUCCUCAACGUCAUUGUCAUCCCUAUCAGUGAAUAACAAUAUUCUCUCUCCUGAAUUAUCAGAUCAAAUAGCAUUAAUGGAUCAAACAGUCUUUAAGCUGUUAGGUGAACUGCAACAUGCACCAGAUGUUGUAUUUGCUAUACAUCCGAUUGAUGGAAGUUUAAUUGUUUGGUACAUACACGGUUUGGACAUGUCUGUUCCCAAUUCAAAAGGCAUUCGUACUCAAAAGGUGUCUAUCCCUCGGGAAACAACUGGUCGUGAUGAUACAAAAUUCAACUGUGAAUCAGCCUUCACCCUGAUCCCAAAUAUGAGCGGUCGAUUGACACAAGUCACCUGUAGUGUACGAUCACGUUUACAUCAGGCAAUACCAUUGGAUGCAGCCUGUUCUAUUUCACACAGACUAUUCACCUAUUUAACAACGGAUCAUUUACGGAGUAAAAUGAAUCAAAGCCUACACACUACUGCUACUACUACUACUAACAAAAACAAUUUCAGUAGUAUUCAUGUGAAUAAGAAGAAGGAGAGUAGAAACCCUUUGAUGACAAUUAAUUAUCAAGAUAAUUUGGAUAUCUUUUGUCAUCUGUUUCUUUUAAAGUAUGCUGUGAAUCAAGUUUUUGCACAAUUUUCAAAAUUCUUAUUGAAAUCUACUACUAAUAAUACUACUGCGACUAAAAUAUUAGAUCAAUUUAAACAAAAACAAUUGAAACCGAUAUUGUCAUCAUUGGCUGAAAUUCAAUUGAAUUCAACAAUGUUUGAAUCACGUGUUCAGCAUUCUUCACAUGUAGCUAUGAUUACAAUGCACACGAAUGGAUCAUUACGAUAUUGGCGUAUCGAUGUUUCAGAGCAUAGUCACUAUCAAUGGAUUGUCAGUAUAUCAGGUUGUUCCCGAUUAAGUGGACAUCGUUUCCACACUGGUACUAUUGUCCCACAUCCUCUGCUACCGCUUGCACUAAGCACAUCCCAUUAUGCGUCUACAAGAACAAGAAAUGCUGCUUGUAAAAGUAUUAAUUUCAGUGAAAUCAUUUUAUGGCAUAUCUCAUCGGUUGGUCCUUUAACUACCGGGUAUACAUCUUCCCUACUGUCUACAAAUUGUCAAUCACACUGCCUACAACACUCCCGGCCAAAUCGUUCGCUACACACUGGUACGAAUACAGAUGAGUUGACUUCAGACCUGAUCAAGUCGACUCCACUCACCAACACUGACAUUAGUGGAUGUGGUAAUAUUUCAUCCCAUGGGGGGAUAUCUGAAAUAGCAAGAUUAAAUUUCUCAAAUAUCUCGAAUAAUCCAUGUUUAGCAUUCAGGCAUAUUGCAUGGUUUCCGUGUAUGGUGACAACAUCAGCGACAUCGUAUCCUGUCGCCUUAUUCGUUGCAUCAUUGGAUAUCAAUACUACUUCGACUACUAUGGGAAGAAAUAUCAGUAGCACCAAUACUGGCGGCGAUGAUCAACUUGGCUUAUUUUUAACCUUUUCAAAAUUUAAACAAAUUAAUAAUAAUAAUAAUAAUAGUAAUAUUGGACCAAUGAAUGGGAAUUCUGAUGAACAUCGUCGACUGUUGUAUAGUUCGAGGAAUUCAGAUACACUGGGAUGUAUUAUCCAAUUGGAUUAUGAAUUACCCUAUUCAUCAAGUCAAAUGAAAGAUGAUCAAUCUUAUACUGCAGAAACCUUACUGUUACAUGUUUUCCCAAGUCAAUUAAUUAUGAUGAAUAUGGACAAUUGUAAGCCAAGAACAAAUCCAUUAUCUGUUGUCUUACAUACUACUGAUAAUCCAAUGGAGAGUAGUGAGGCAGAUUCUGACUGCCUAGAGUCAAAUUCUUCACUAUCCACCUUUUUAAUUGUACGUAUGACACGAUAUACAAUGAAUGGUAAUGAUAAUAAGAUAAAUUCUACAAUUGGGACUACUGAAUCUAAAGAGAUUGAAUUUUGUCGUAUGGAAAUGUGGCGUGUACGUGUUUCAACGAAUACGCGAUCGUGUAGUCUAACAACACCAACGGCAGCAACAAUUGGGAGUCUGCUGAAAGUUGCUGAUAUUGAUAAUUUAACGACAUAUAAUAAUUUAAUCACUGAGGCUACAAAGGUAUGUGACUGUAAGCUGAAUCUCCCGUCGGGUGUCUCAAUAAUCUGUGCUCAAGUAUCAGCAGCUCAUGUCAGUUGGGCAGCACUAUCGACAUUCAAUGCUCCACCACCGUAUUUAAUUGUUUCAGCUUGUUCUGAUGGUUGUCUACGAUUUUGGAAAUGUGAAUCAAAUGCAACAGAUUACUCAAUAUCUGAUAAAGUUAAAAGCAAAUUUAUCAAUCUAUUCACUUGGGAUGAAUGGCAAAUGCCAUUGAUGCAAUCAAUGUCCAGUUGUAUUGAAUUACAGCUACAAGACAACAGUACUACUACUACUAAGAAUAAUAAUAACGCUAGUCUGGAAAUGACUGCUGCAUCUACUAUUAUUAUAUUGGAUAUGGAUUGUGCAUAUAGUGGACGUUUGGCUGUAGCGUAUACUACUCAACAAUUAUAUGACGGUGAUAGAAGUAUAACGACUACUGCUACUACUACCAGUAAUAAUAGCAGAAGUAGUAGGACGAUCUAUGUGACUGUAUAUGAAUGUGAAUCGAGUGGCGGUUGCGAAUGGAUACUGGAAGAUACUAUUGAGUUUACAUCUUCAUUUCCACUUCAGGAGAAUAACAACAACAGCAAUACUCUUGAUGAGUUAUCGAUUCAGUUGGAUUGGGUGAAUGCAGAAGACGGUGGACACUUACUGUCUGUAAUUAUUGACUGCGAAAUCUUUGUAUUUGCACCUGUCUGUCAAAAUAUUAAUUUUACACAUACUACCACUGCUAGUACUACUACUACAUCUAAUAAUAAUAAUAAUAAAAAUAACAGUAAACUCAGAGGAGGACAUCUGUAUCAACCUACACUGAUGACAACACUCGGUGAAGUCUACAUCGGUUGGAAACCGAUAGCAUGUUCACGUAUUAUGACAGCUGAUUAUCCUGGAACAGCGUCGUCGCCAUCAUCUCCAUCGUCAUCAAAUGAUCCUGAACAACAACCGUUGAAAUCUUAUUCAUUAGAUGAUGUAACAACGAAGAAGCCUAUUCCUCAGCGCCAUCAUCGCCACAGUGGAGGACAUAAACAAGCAGCUUGGCUAAGAGAUGGUUUAUUAUUGGUUGGUGCCAGAACUGAAAUGCAAUUGUUCAGCCAAUGGCCAUCUGAUAGCUACUUCAGUGUAUUCAAAUGGCAAGUGAAGGUGAAAUCCGAUAAUUCACACGCCAGUACCGUUACAUCAUCACCGUCCAGUAGAACUGAAUCGUUUGAUGCCAACACAUCAACUGAUAUUACAGAUGCAACAGUCUCUGGGAGUGCUAGUAUGUCAGUAGCACGUUUAACUAAGAAGAUGUCAACAACAAUUGAACCUAAUGAAUAUCAUCGUCAGCUGUCCAGGGAAAUGAGUCAGAUUGAUUUAAGCUCUGCAACAUCAGGUGGAAUUGAUGUUAAAUCGAAUGAACAAAUAUUGAAAGAUAUUGAACUAUUAUCAAAUCUUGGAUUAUUUGAAGCUAUACAGGUUGUUAAUCCAGUUCUUCCACAAUUCCAUCCACGUCAAUUAUUAGAAUGGAUGAAUUUAGGACAUUUACGUCGGAUCAAGGCAAUAUUAGCUCAUUUAACGAGAUGUUUGUCUGCUUUUGGUUCACCAUCAUCGAAUAGACAACAUCAUGGUACGCCGACAAGUAGUCGUAGAAUGACAAAGGGUAAUUUGAACUCAGAGUUAACCAAUCUUGCCAUUGGUUCAUUCGAUACAUCCAUCAGUGCAGGGAGAACAUCUGGCAAACCGGGAACAUUACAGUCCAAGGUGGCUACAUCUUCUUCAAGCAAUCUAUUAGAAGCUCAAGCGAUUCCCCCACUCCCGUUAUAUGUUCUAUUGGCUGUUGAUUCUCUACAAGUAACAGAUGUUAGUGCUGAUGUUGAAACUAGUAAACAGUUUGGUAGGUUUUUUGUUUAA
Trichobilharzia szidati is the source of this 5562-nucleotide messenger RNA. NCBI's taxonomy places the organism in Eukaryota, Metazoa, Platyhelminthes, Trematoda, Strigeidida, Schistosomatidae. The record is from the annotation of a GenBank genome assembly.